Messenger RNA from Beauveria bassiana ARSEF 2860, 1482 nucleotides. Its product is annotated as UBX domain-containing protein. The transcript is spliced from 2 exons. The record is from RefSeq and is a predicted model, not a curated record. Bases 1 to 1482 code for a protein of 493 amino acids. Lineage: Eukaryota; Fungi; Ascomycota; Sordariomycetes; Hypocreales; Cordycipitaceae.
AUGUCGACGCAUGUCGUCGUAAUCGCCUCGGACCUGCGUCGUGCCACGAUCAAAGUCACGCCAGGUACAUAUCUGAUAGAUGUUUUGCAGGAAGCGUGCAAGAAGCUCAGCAUCUCAAGCGACAAAUAUAUACUCAAACACAAGCAAAAAUCCGUCGACCUCACCGUUCCCUUUCGCACUUCGGGCCUCGUCGGCGGCGCGAAGCUCGAGCUCGUCCAAAAGUCCAACACGCCGUCGGCCGUGCAGAUUGGCCUGCAGCUGCCCCAACCGGAGGCCAAAGAAAUCCCCGGCGGCCGCCUGAUCAAGAAGCUGCCCUCCAACCUUACACUAUGGGGCGUGCUACGGCAACUGGAGAGCGGCGAUGCGAGCGCCGGGCGCAACAUCAACAUCACGGCGCGGGGCGUCGCCAAGACGAGCCCCGGCACGGAAUCGGGAGCCGGCCAGCUAUACUACGAGACGCCUAUUCUCAAUAUCAUGGGCCGCGACUACACGACUUUUCAAGACUUCCAGAAGACGCUGGCGCAGCUGGGACACAACUCGGGCAGCGUCUUAAUACGCUUGACGUUUAAGACGACAGACCAGACGCUUUUUGAAGCCAUGGAGCAGAUUGGCCAGUUUUUCAAAGAGACGAGAGAAGAACCAAGCGACCCGGCGGCGCAACCAGAAACACCAGCCACGGCUCAAGAAGCGCAACCUGCGCCGGUGCCGGUGCCGGUACCGGAUACCACAAUGACUGGCGCACCACCAGCUGCGCAAGAGACACCUGAGAUCGUGCCGACAGCUGCGCCCGUUUCGGAGUCCAAGGACCCCUUUGAGCCGGUCAGCGUCUAUCUGGCCCCCUCCAAUAGCACCCCAGCCGCGGCGCUGGCCCCUGCGGAAGAAUCCGAUUUCACGCCCACCAUUGCGCAUGCCAAGCUGCAUCAGAGCAAGUUGCAGCAAAAAGCCCGCAACAAGCGCCUCCUUUCGGACAAGGAGCUCGAAGAACAGGCCGCCGACCAGCAGGCCCGCGUCGCGUCCAUCAAGUCGGUCCUCGUCAAGGUGCGCUUCCCCGACAACACGAGCAGCGAUUGGCAGAUCGAUCACACCGCGACCGGCGCCUUUCUGCACAGCGCCGUGCGGCACGUCAUGGCGGACCCGACCUUGCCGUUCCACCUCGUGCUGCCGGGAAGCAGCGGCAAGAACGUGAUCAAAGACGACGCGGGGCCCAAGCACACCCUCAUUGCAGGUUACAAGCUGCAGGGCAGGGUGCUCGUGAAUCUGGUGUGGAACGACGAGGUGCCGCCGGCAAAGCGCAAAUUACCGUUCCUCGCGGCCAACGUCGCCAAGCAGGGCCAGGAGAUCAAGGUGCCGGAGAUGCCAAAGUAUGAGGCGGAGGAGCCGGUGCCGGCGCCGAAGAAAGACGAGAGCGCUGAGGGGAAGAAGGGGUCCGGAGACGGCAAGGGCUCCAAGGUGCCCAAGUGGCUGAAGCUGGGCAAGAAAUAA